Messenger RNA from Drosophila innubila, 1809 nucleotides. RefSeq names its product probable cytochrome P450 313a4. The coding region runs from base 59 to 1534 and encodes 491 amino acids. Gene Ontology annotation, molecular function: heme binding; monooxygenase activity; oxidoreductase activity, acting on paired donors, with incorporation or reduction of molecular oxygen. The transcript is spliced from 7 exons. The record is from RefSeq and is a predicted model, not a curated record. NCBI's taxonomy places the organism in Eukaryota, Metazoa, Arthropoda, Insecta, Diptera, Drosophilidae.
GAACAGCGUUCAUUGUCUUAUCGAAUACUUUCAUCUCCUUUGAGGACAUUUUUAUUCAAUGUUAACCUGGCAAUUGUGGUGUGCUCUAUUGUGUGUUUUGUGGCUUUAUUUCUUGUGGACUCGUCGUAGACUUUAUCUCUUAACGUUGAAAAUACCUGGCCCACUGGGUUAUCCGAUAAUUGGCAUGGCCCACAAGUUACGCCAUAGGGAAGACGUGCUUCGGGAAUUUGGUAACUAUUUGGAUAAACAUGGCCCAGCAAUAUUCUCGUGGCUGGGUCCAAUUCCAUUUUUAAUAGUGACUGAACCACAAAUGUUACAGGAUAUUUUAACUUCUCCCCAUUGUGUUAACAAGGGUAUGAUCUAUAAAGCAAUCGAUGAUGGCGCUGGUGUCGGAUUAUUUAGCUUAAAUGAUCCACGUUGGAGCGUGCAUCGGAAAUUGUUGAACCCAGCUUUUGGACACAAGGUGCUUUUGAGCUUUUUACCAAUAUUCAAUACCGAGACGGCAUCCCUUCUAAAAUCGCUGGAUAAUUUGGUGGAUGAUGGAGAAAAGGACUUGAUACCACUGCUUCAAAGCUUCACCUUAAACAUAGCAACUCAGACAACAAUGGGAAGCGAUGUUAAGGAUGAUGAGAGCGUGAAAAACAAUAAACUCCUUCAGAGUUAUCAUUGUACUCUGGAAUCCAUGACAGAUAUGUGCUUCUCCCCCUGGCUAUGCAGUAAAAAAAUUCGCCAACUAUUUGGUAAGGAAGAGCACUAUUCGAGUGCAAAGUCGGAGAUACGAGGAUUCAUAAGAAGGCUUAUCGAAAAGAAAUUGGCUAAGGAUACCGAAGUUCCUCCCUUUCCGCAGGACAAGAACAUAUUUCUAAAUCUUGCCACAGAUUUAUUAAAACGCGGCAUCUUUAGUUCGACGAAUGUUGAAGAUGAAUCAAAUCUCAUGGUUUUUGGAGCCUUUGAAACGACUGCUAAUACAGUGGCCUACACAUUGAUAUUACUCUCCAUGUUUUCCAAGUACCAGGAGAAGGCUUUUGAAGAGAUACUAGCUUUGUUUCCAGAGAGCGGAGAUUUUGAAGUAACGUACGCAGAUACCCAGCAAAUGGUUUAUCUAGAUCUCAUUUUAAACGAAUCAAUGCGAGUUAUGGCUCCUGUUCCAGUUGUCUCUCGACAAACGACCCAGGAUGUAAAGCUUUCAAAUGGAGUUGUUAUUCCAAAGGGAGUUCAAAUUGCAAUCGAUAUCUUCCACUUGCACCGCAGGAAGGAAAUUUGGGGAAAAGAUGCAGAAACUUUCAAUCCGGACCAUUUCCUACCUCAUAACUUUCAGGAUAAACAUCCCUACGCUUUUAUACCCUUCACAAAGGGUAUACGCAAUUGCAUAGGCUGGAGAUAUGCUUUAAUAUCGGCCAAAGUGACAUUGGCCAAAUUAAUAAGAAAUUACAAAUUCUCAACCAGCUUUAAAUUUGAAAAUCUUAACUUUGUUGACCAAAUUACCAUGAAACUUAAGACAGUGCCAUUACUGGAAAUAUCACGAAGAAAUUAAUAGUUAAAGUUACAUAUCUUUUAUAUAUGAAUAAGUAAUCAGUUACAAUCAGGGUAUCAAGUAGUAACGGUUAUAUGUUUCAGUCGUGUUUGUAUUUUGAUUUUCAGCUAUCGGUUACGAAACAGUAUUUUAUAUCGGUUUCGUGACGGUUACCUGUACCGGUACGUUAAGGGUAUGAUUGCGAGUUAAUAAAAUGUUCUUGUAAAAAUUUAAGCUUAAUAAUAAUCGUGUUGUCAAAUUAAACAAUUUGUAAUAAAUGAAUUUUUGUAUUUAAA